This is a messenger RNA of Quercus lobata, 1073 nucleotides long. RefSeq lists its product as uncharacterized. NCBI's taxonomy places the organism in Eukaryota, Viridiplantae, Streptophyta, Magnoliopsida, Fagales, Fagaceae. The transcript is spliced from 2 exons. The coding region runs from base 311 to 652 and encodes 113 amino acids. The record is from RefSeq and is a predicted model, not a curated record.
UUUUUUCUCUCUACCUAUACCUUCCACCUCUCUCUCCCAUAAUUAAAUUAAGCUUUAAAGGUAACCCAAUAUCACUCUCCUCCCUCCUCUUCAUUUCCCUAUAUAAUGAGCCUUGGUGGUCUAUACCAACCUACACAAAAAGUCCAUGUUGUUGAUGGUGCCGGAGCUAGUCAUCUUUCAUAUCUAGCCGGUUUCCACUCACUCUUAAUACUCUUAUUCCUCUCCUUCCAUAUCAAAUUUGCAGAGCUCUUAUUGGCUUUUGGCAUCAACUUUCCUUAAGGCAAACAUAGAUAUAUUUAUACAGAGCAAGAUGAGUAGGAGGAACGGACCAAAGCUGGAAUUGAAGCUGAACCUUUCACCACCAAGGCCAAACCCAAGGGUGGAAUCACCAAGCCGUUCAGCCACAGUGUCACCAACAUCCCCACCAAGCUCAUGUGUGUCAUCAGAGAUGAACCAAGAUGAUAGUUCUCUGAGAUACUCGACCAGUCCUGAGGCCACGUCUAUGGUGCUAGUUGGGUGUCCACGAUGCCUCAUGUAUGUUAUGCUCUCGGAGGAUGAUCCUAAGUGCCCCAAGUGCAAGAGCACCGUCUUGCUUGACUUUCUUCAUGACACAAACACCACCAGCCCCAACAUCAAGACAAGGAAAAGCUAAACAAAACAAAAACAACAAAAAAGAGAGUAGGCCUUUUCUAAUUCUGCUAUUACUAGGACUUUUUUUUUUUUUCCUUUUAGGAGCAGCGCUAUUUGCGCUCCAUUUUUAGCUCCAAUCCACAAUGUUACGUGGAAUUUUAUUAGUGUGCGGAGAAAGUGAAACAAUUAAAAAAAAUUGGAGCGCGAAUAGCACUGCCUUUCGGGGUUUUUUUUUGUUAAUUUUUUUGUUCUUUGCUAAUCAUAGAAAAUAGGACAUGAGCAAUCUGGGCACUUAGGGUCAUAGUAGGGGCAUGGAUUGGUUGUGUCUGUUUCUCUCUGGGUUCAGUUUUCUUCUCUCUUUAGCAGAAGCCUAUGUAAACGGGUUUAACUGUUAACUACCCAAAAUUUUCCUUAUCAAUAUAUUGGGUAAUAUUUUGCCUUCA